CGCGCGAUGUUCAGGCUAAGCAACCGACUUCCCAUCGCCCUCGGCAGUCUGCGCCACGCCUCCUCCGCCUCCGAGGGUCAGCGUACCGCCCUCUACGAUUUCCACGUGCAAAGAGGCGGGAAAAUUGUGAAUUUCGGAGGCUACGCCUUGCCGGUUCAAUACUCCGACCAGAGCAUCAUCGCCUCGCAUCUUCACACCCGACAGGUGGGCUCCAUCUUCGAUGUCUCGCACAUGCUGCAGACCCGGGUGUUCGGCAAGGAUGCGGCCGCCUGUCUGGAGUCCGUCUGCACGGCGGACAUCCUGGGAACUCCGGAUGGCAGUGGCACCCUCACCGUGUUUACCAACGAAACGGGCGGCAUCCUGGACGAUCUCAUCGUGAACAAAGUCAGCGAAAAGGAGCUCUACGUGGUCUCCAAUGCGGCGAUGAAGCAGCAGGACAUGGGAAUAAUGAGCGCAGCUGUGGAAACCUUCAAGUCCCAAGGAAAGGACGUAACCAUCGAGUUCCUCACCCCCAGUGAUCAAUCCCUGGUGGCGGUUCAGGGUCCCCAGGUGGCAACUGAACUAUCCAGACUUCUGCCAAAGGAAGUUUCCCUGGACCAAGUAUACUUUAUGAGAUCCUUUGUCACCUCCUUGGCUGGAAUCCCCAAUGUCAGGAUCACGAGGUGUGGCUACACCGGAGAGGAUGGUGUGGAGAUAUCUGUGGAAUCCAGCCAGGUUCAGAACCUCACCGAAUCCCUUCUUCAGAGUGGAAUCCUCAAGCUUGCAGGCCUUGGAGCCAGGGAUUCACUGAGAUUGGAGGCAGGUCUUUGUCUCUACGGCAGUGAUAUUGAUUCUAAAACCACGCCCGUAGAGGCAGCUCUGUCCUGGCUGGUCGCCAAAAGACGUCGCGCCACCCGCGAUUUUCCGGGAGCCGAAGUGAUCCUCGGCCAGCUGAAGGAUGGAGUUAGUCGGCGACGAGUGGGUCUCCAAAUGCUAGGAGCCAAGCCCCCGCCAGCUCGCUCCGGAGUGGCCAUUUUUAGCCAGGGGCAGCAGAUUGGUCAGGUGACCAGUGGUUGCCCGAGUCCCAGUGCUGGACGCAACAUUGCCAUGGGCUAUGUACCGGAGAACCUAAAGGCACCUGGCACGAAGGUGGAGUACAAGGUUCGCGACAAGUUCUACGAGGCCGAGGUCGCCAAAAUGCCUUUUGUGAAAGCCAACUAUUACAACAAGCCAAAGAAAUAAAUGUGCAGAAAACUUAACUG
This is a messenger RNA of Drosophila suzukii, 1241 nucleotides long. Its product is annotated as aminomethyltransferase, mitochondrial. Gene Ontology annotation, cellular component: mitochondrion. Gene Ontology annotation, molecular function: aminomethyltransferase activity; protein binding. Lineage: Eukaryota; Metazoa; Arthropoda; Insecta; Diptera; Drosophilidae. Gene Ontology annotation, biological process: glycine catabolic process. The record is from RefSeq and is a predicted model, not a curated record.